Molecule: messenger RNA, 3865 nt
Organism: Castor canadensis (American beaver)
Lineage: Eukaryota; Metazoa; Chordata; Mammalia; Rodentia; Castoridae
Gene: Mesd
Product: mesoderm development LRP chaperone
Biological process (GO): protein folding
Molecular function (GO): low-density lipoprotein particle receptor binding
Source: RefSeq, a predicted model, not a curated record
AUGGCGGCCUCCAGUUGGGCGCGCGCGGCCCUGCUGCUGCUCUGUGCCUCCGACCUUCUGCUACUGCUUCUGCUGCCGCCUUGUGGGGCCUCGGCGGCCGAUAGUGCGGCCGGGACGCCCGGCGACGCCACCCCGCCUCCGCGGAAGAAGAAGAAGGACAUUCGCGAUUACAAUGAUGCGGACAUGGCACGUCUUCUGGAGCAGUGGGAGAAAGAUGAUGACAUAGAAGAAGGAGACCUACCAGAGCACAAGAGGCCCUCGGCUCCAGUCGACUUCUCACAGAUAGACCCAGGCAAGCCUGAGAGUAUAUUGAAGAUGACAAAGAAGGGGAAGACCCUCAUGAUGUUUGUUACUGUGUCGGGGAGCCCCACUGAGAAGGAGACGGAGGAGAUCACCAGCCUGUGGCAGGGCAGCCUGUUCAACGCCAACUAUGAUGUGCAGAGGUUCAUCGUGGGAUCAGACAGAGCCAUCUUCAUGCUGCGUGAUGGAAGCUAUGCCUGGGAGAUCAAGGACUUUCUGGUCAGUCAAGACAGGUGUGCUGAUGUCACUCUAGAGGGACAGGUGUACCCUGGCAAAGGAGUAGGAAGCAAAGAGAAGAAUAAAACCAAGCAAGAGAAGAGCAAAAAGAAGAAGGAAGGAGGUUCAAAGUCACAGGCUUCCAAGGAAGACAAUCGUGCAGGCAGUAGACGAGAAGACCUGUGAUGGACGGGACUGGCAGGAGAGCUUGCCUGGUUCAUGGGUGGGGGGGUUGCAGAAAUUGCAUACCGGUGACAUUCUUGUUCCUUCUAGAAAGGUCUGCCACUUGGCCAGCUCGUUACAGUUGAAAAAGCUCCAAGCAUGAAGGCAGAGGUUUUCUAACUAAUAGUGGACACUGAAAAGUUCAUGUUUACUGUCUAGUCACCUCUCACAGGAGCUUCCUGUGUUGCUUUUUCCCAUCUAAGUCUGAGUCCUGUCUCCUCAGGAUGACAGUCCCUCUUCACUGCACGCUCUGGUCUUGUGGCCUGCUGUGUCCAUGCUUUCGACUUUCUAUCAGCUGGGCUCUAAUCAGAUGAACCUUGAGAGUGCUUGGUCUAAUUGAGUCAGAGUGUUGAUGUCGCGGUCACCAUUUUCAAGCAGUGAAGAUAAGCCCUGUAAUGGGAGCCACGAAGCUCAGGGAGCCUGAGCAGGACACGCAGAGAAUGCCAGCCAGGGCCACUUGGGAAUCUUUGGAGUCCUGAUCCCUAGUUCGAGAGCCCUUGCCAUCUGCCAGCCCCUCAUGGUCCAGUGAGGUGUCUGCUCUGUUUCUUGUGAGAAAGUGGUGCUGGUGCUGGGCCCGCUGGCUCUAUGUCAUCUGGCAGCUGAGGAGGGAUGGCAGGGGACUCCGUGACCUCAUUCAGUAUUUCUAAGCAUUUUUCUUUGAUAAAGUGCCUAAACUUGUGGUGUUUUGUAUGGUACUAACACAAUGGGCUGCUGUUUGUGUCUGAGUUUUUCACUGUUCAUAUAUUGGAAACUACUCUGAAUAAGAACCUUUAUAUAUGGAUGUCAUUUUUAAGAACUUAAAUUCUUUGGGAAAAAAAAAACCUCAGUUGUGACUUUAAGAAAUAAAAAACAGCACAUGUGCCUGGUUAGGAUCACUUAAAGAAUGAUACAAAGUGAAAAGUGAUCCCUUCCCUGAUGUCAGUGCCUGUCCCACUGGAGCUGCCAUUAAUUUGGGGUUUGUUUUUGUUUUCUUUUUUAAAAAAUACAUUCACCAGCUUGUAGGACAUGUGUUCAUUUUGGCAUUGCAGCACCUUUUCAACUUUAUAUUGGUUUCAUUCAUUUCUCAGUGAACCACAGUUCCCAGAGGCAGAGGCUUCUGCCUGCAUCCCUUCCCUGCAGGCCACACCCAUUACCUGCUGAGGGCCAAUCAUAGUUGACUGCAGGUGAGUUUGCUUGAGCCUCCUCAGGGAAAGAUUUUUUGUUUUUUUGGGAGCAUUAGGGCAUGAAUUCAGGGCCUCACUCUUGCUGGGCAGUUGCUCUACCACUGGAGCUUCCUGAAUAGCUAGGAUUGCAAAUGUGCGCCAGUGGUGCCCAGCACCUCAUGCGUUUUGACCUGGAAGGCUGGAGCAUCAGCAGCUGUCUUACUGUUGGAAGAUGGAGCCAACACGGGCAGCAGGGAUAAGCAGGGCAAAGUGCUGGCUCUGGGACACUAAAUCUAGCCAGGUCUAAAAUGUCCAGUCCCUGGGGUUUUCCUGUUGUUACUGAGGGCAGUUUGUUGGGCUUCUGUCACGUGUAGCCAUAUAGUCCAGUGUCACCAACUUUUUUUUUUUUUUUUUUAAGCAAGUCUCUUGAUUAGAUCAUUAUUUUAGUGAGUCCCAGCAGGAGCAGAGCCUCUCACUGCCAUGCACCCCGCCCUCCCAGCUAGAUGCUUCUCAAUAGCAGAAGGUACAGGUUGCUCCGUGCAUUCUUUGCAGCACACAGCUAUCUCUGCCAGGACUCAAUUAGUGUCUGCUAUGUCGUAGGCUUUGUUAGGUGAGACUGAAGUGGUCGGAGGCAGGUAUUAAUGUCUGGAAGUACAGAGGUGUAUGUUGCCAGAUUUCUGUCCCAAGUGCUGUCCUUCCAGCCCUAGGUACCAUACUUGUCAGGUUAGUAAAACCUUGUUCUAAUUGUCUGCACUGUAGCCACUGUGCUGGAGGGGCUCCAUAUAAGUGCUCGAAUGAUAGAGUUGCCCAGAAGCCAACUUACUUCAGCCCAAGCUAAGGUGGAGAGCAGAGAUGAACUGUUCUACAAGGCUUUGGCCAGUCUGCAGACUCAAGGGCAGAAACACGGUCAAGUUUGCAAUGAAUUCAUCUUCAUGUUGUUUUAAUGUGUAGUGACCUAAUAAAUUUGGAUAUCUUUAGAUAUCCAAACAUGACAACUAUAUUAGAUCCACACAUCUUUCCACUUGGCCCUCAGACCCUCCUCUGGUUUUGAUGUAGUUUUAAGUACUUAGUUUCCUUUAUAAUGUUAAAUCUCUUUUUCUUUGGUGACUAAACCUAGGCAGUAUGAAUUAACAACUAGUCAAGGUGAAGGUUAGCUUUUUGUUGCUGUGACAAAAUACCUGAGAACAUCAAUUUAAAGAAGGAAAGCUUUAUUUUGGCUCAUAGUUCACAAGUUUGAGUCAUUCCAUGAUGACUUGCCUUAGUGUUUCUAGGCUGUGGUGAGGCAGCGCAUCAUGGUGGAGGAAGAAUGGGUGGAGCAAAGCUGCUUAGACAACAGAGAGGAAGGGUUGGGAGGUGUCAAGACACACCCUUCAAAGGCACACCCCCAGUGACCUCCAACCAGACUCCAGCUCCUAGUCGUCCAUUGAGUUAUGAACUCAUCAAUGAACUAAUCCAUUGAAGUUGAAGCCCUCAUGAUCAGUCACACCUCAAAAGCCCAUCAACAAGCUUCCAAGCUAACACAUGAACCUUCAGGGGACAUUUUAGAUUCAACCAUAACAAGGAAUUCCUGAACUUCCUCCUGUGUCCCCACUCAUGGGUUGACAGUGUUCCUUGUUGUCUGACUAGGCACUUUCUGUAAUGUUCCUCAGCCUCUACGCCUCAUGGCAGUGUAGAAGGUGAGACGUGUUGGGUUUGCGUCUUCCCAGCGUUUCACAGACUGCUCUUUGGAGAGGGCUGAAAGCCACCCUUCUCUUUCCCAGUGAAGACACAUUUUCUGUCAGAUUCUAGGAAUUCUUCCUUCACAUUCAGUCAUUUUGCUAGGAAAAGUCUUCGUGUUGACUUUUCUGAGUCCUUUUUCUUUCCCUAUUAGAACAUGAUGUGUGAGUUCCUGUUACAGAUUUAGCUUUUUUUCAUUAUUUUAGUAAAACAUUUUCUAAACUUACUUUUUAGUUUUGUGUUGGUAUUUUGGGCACAAGUUUUUUUUA